AUGGUUCUUAAAGCUUUUAACCCUUUUCAUAUAAUUCAAUACUUCAAUCAAGACCCAAAAGAGGCUUGGAUUUCUCUUGGAGGCAUUAUCCUUUGCAUGACUGGAACCGAAGCUAUGUUUGUAGGACAUUUCUCUGUACGAUCGAUUCAGAUUUGUACUUCAGUUGACAUAAACGAUAGAAAACAGUCACUUAUAGCAUUUAGUGGAGACUAUGUACUGGCCUAUGUUUAUAAUAGCUGGAUUGCAGUGGUUGCAGGGGAGUUGGUAACAAGCUCAUUGCUGGUAUUAAUAAUGCUGAUGAUAUGGAAAACAAAUUUUCUUGUUAUCGUGCUCUUUGUUCUUCUUUUUGGCUCAUUCGAACUUGUUUACUUCUCUUCUGUGUUCUACAAAUUCGAUAAAGGUGGAUACUUACCUCUAUCAUUUGCUGGAGUUUUGUUUUUUGUAAUGUAUGUCUGGCAUUACGUACAAACAAAACGCCAGAACUUCGAAAUCAAGAAACAACUAUCUAAUCAGUGUCUAGCAAAUCAUAUAUCUGAUUCAAGCAUCACAAGAGUCCCCGACGUGGGCUUACUUUUUACUGAGUCAACUCAUGAUGGAGUUCCCACAAUAUUUUCUCAUUUGCUCUCAAAUCUUCGAGCUAUACACUCCGUGAAGAGGGUAAUGUACAAGUGUGUAGUCAGAUAUGGGUAUAGAGAUACCGGACUUGUAAGUGAAGAAUUUGAGGACUUGCUGAUGGAGUAUCUCAAAUUGUUCAUCCAAACAGAAAAUGGGAACCAUAUGUUUGGCGAGAAGUUAGAAGAUGUCAGCAAAUCACAAAGAGAAGAAGAAGAAAAGGAAAUUGAAUUCCUGGAAGAAUCAAGAAAACGUGGGGUAACUCACAUGUUGGGUCACAGAAAAGCAAAAGCUAGUGAAGGAUCUUGCACGCUGAAGAGAGUUAUCAUAAAUAAUGUUUAUGAUUUCUUAGAAACGAAUUUCCGGCAAGGGUUUAUUGGAAGCAUUGUCAAACAAGUCAUUGAGUCUUGGCAGAAGGUGAAAGGGACUUUUGAAGCUUUCAGAUCGGAUAGCUGUGUGAUUUGGGCUAUCUGCAAGUGUAGAAACAAAAAGGUGUUCAACAACAAAAACCAAAACACUGCGAGCAUCAUAAGGGGAGUUCAUUCCUGGUUUGAGUACAGCACUCCUCAAUAUCUGCACGAGAAUAAUCAAGAUAAAGCUCCUGUCAGAAUGAAGUGCAUGUUAUAA
Molecule: messenger RNA, 1239 nt
Organism: Papaver somniferum (opium poppy)
Lineage: Eukaryota; Viridiplantae; Streptophyta; Magnoliopsida; Ranunculales; Papaveraceae
Product: potassium transporter 5-like
Exons: 7
Coding region: 1-1239 (412 amino acids)
Biological process (GO): potassium ion transmembrane transport
Cellular component (GO): membrane
Molecular function (GO): potassium ion transmembrane transporter activity
Source: RefSeq, a predicted model, not a curated record